Molecule: messenger RNA, 4044 nt
Organism: Myiozetetes cayanensis
Lineage: Eukaryota; Metazoa; Chordata; Aves; Passeriformes; Tyrannidae
Gene: CSPP1
Product: centrosome and spindle pole associated protein 1
Exons: 31
Coding region: 302-3874 (1190 amino acids)
Biological process (GO): positive regulation of cytokinesis
Cellular component (GO): microtubule; centrosome; spindle pole
Source: RefSeq, a predicted model, not a curated record
CGCUCCCUUUCCCGCCCGGGGGAGGAGGCGGUGGCGCCCGGGUCGCGCCGCCCUCCGGGGCAGGGGGGGCGCUGCGCGGCGCCGCCCGCCGGGUUCCGGGGCGGCGGUAACCGAGGGGCGCGGACGGAGUGGCGGCCGCCGGCACCGUAUAAUAUACUUGUUUUGCCUAUCUCAUAAAGUUUGCACUUGUGCAUCUUUUAAGAAGAUCAACUCAAGCAGAAGGAUGUUAAGACACAAAACAUCUAGAUAAUUCUAAGAAGGAUUUGUCUACUUUUCCAGGCUAUUUAGCUGUAUUAAAGAAAUGAUGGCGGACGACUUAGACAAAUCUAUUGAAGAACACAAGGCCAAGUUUGCACAAGAUAAGGCAGAACUUGAAAAUGAUCCACCUUACAUGGAAAUGAGGAAUAAGGAAUCAGAGAAGCUUUCUGAGACUAGGAAAAUCCUAAUUUCCAUGGCAAAAGAAAAUAUACCUCCGAAUAGUCAACAGAACUAUCCUUUAGGUGACUAUGGGAUGAGUUUACCUCUUGGAGAGGAAUAUGAACGAAAAAAACAUAAACUCAAAGAGGAGCUACGAGAAGAUUAUAGGCGAUAUCUUUCUCAGGGUAUUUCACAGGCAAAAAGAAAGAAAAAUUAUCUGACUACUGGUGAAGUAGACCCGUAUACUCAGGGAUUAUCUCUUCCUAUUGAUGAGCGAAGAUCUGCCAAGGAGAAAUUACGACUUGAAAGAAACAAGGAGUACAAUCAAUAUCUCAGGGAUAAAGAAGAAUGGAAUGAAAGGCUAAGGAAAUUAGGGAAGAAAACCAGAGAGAAUGAGAUGAACAGGAAUAUAAAACAUGUUGCUGUUACCAGGCUCCAGCCGGAACUACAUACAGAAGCACAGCCCUUUAAUACAGGUGCAGAACCUCCCAAGAAGGAUGCCUUUACUUCUACAGAAGAUUAUGAAGAGCUGCAAAAUAAUAAGAGAUGGCUGGAGGAAGACAGGUACCACAGGUUAGAUGAUGAGGCUGAAUUAAGAAGUCGACUGUUAAAUAAAAGGCUUGAUGGAGAUUUGGAUGUUCCCAAUGGAUUUGCUAGCCAGUCUGUAGUUCCUAUUAGGAAGCAUCACAGACUUGAUGAAGACCGUGAUUUUGGUAGAAGAUACUACAGAGUGGACUAUGAUCCUGAGAUAAGUGAAGAAAUGGACCCUAGAUUUAAAUGUGAAAGCACCUAUGACAGAAGAACUCCCCGGGUUUUUCAUGCUGAAAGAAAUCAGGUACAGAUUCGUUCUUCAGCUAAUGAGGAGGCCAGGUCUGCAGCUGAAAUGCGCUAUAGGACAGGCCUUGUUCUUGGUGGUCACGACCGAGAACUUCUCCAAAGGAGAAAGGAGAAAUACAGGCGAGAGCUAAUGGAGCAGAUGGCUGAGCAACAGCGAAAUAAGAGACGUGAGAAGGAACUUGAGCUCUUAGUUGCUGCUUCUGGAGCUCAUGACCCAGAAAAGACGCCAAAUAGACUGAAGCAGUUUGGCUUCACAGCAAGAGCUUCUGAAGAGAAAGUACCUCCUGAAAGGCCUAGAGUGGCUUUCCAAACUCCAGUGCCUGCCCCUUCAGCCUCUCUAGUGAUUGAAGACUUUCAGAGUGAUAAAGACUUUCACAGGAGUCUAGCCAGCACUCUUGGUGAAAUAGCAGCUCCCAGGCUUGCACCGUUGCCACCGCCUCCACCACCAGUUCUGACAGACAACUAUAGAACACCUUAUGAUGAUGCAUAUUACUUUUAUGGGGCUAGGAAUCCUCUGGAUCCUGCUCUUGCAUAUUAUCGUCCCGGUAUGAUGGGAAUGCAGCCCACUCCUAAUCUGGAUCCUCCUUUAAGUCAAGCCCCAGUAGAGCAAUCUGUAAGUAACAUUGGACAGAAGAAUACAGGAGACGGGCAAAGAAGCAUAGGAAUACUUUCUGAAGAAAAAACACAGCCUUCCAGGGAGCCAACAUUAUCUUACCAACAAGAAUUACAACAGCAGAUAAGAGAGAGAGAGGAGCGACGCAGGCAGGAGCGAGAGGAGAAUGAGCGCUAUGAAGCCAAGAUAGAAGCAGAAAUGAGGAACUACAACCCCUGGGGAAGAGGUGGUGGUGGUGCUCCUCUCAGAGAUGCAGAAGGAAAUCUGAUAGCGGACUUGAAGAUCAUGCACAAGCAAAAUGAAGAUGCAUAUCUUAAUCCAGAGGCGAGACUAUAUGAAGAUAAAAGGGCUCUUAUAACUGUUGACCUAAGUUUGGCCUCCUCAAGACCUGAGAACACAGAAGCAUCUACAAAUAAAAUAGCAGGUGUUACAUUUGCACAGGCCUCUCCUUUUGCUCGAGGUAACGUGUUUGGUGAACCACCGUCUCCGCAGUAUCUUAAGCAGCAGGAGUCAUACAAGAACUCUCUUCGUCUGCAGAUUGAAGAAAAGAGACGUAGGGAAGAAGCAGAACGAGAAAAACUUAGAAUGGAAGAAGAAAAAGAGGAAAAACGAAUAGCAGAAGAGAGGAUGAGAAUUCAAAAAGAGUAUGAAGAGGAACAAGAAGAGAAAAGGAAGAAAGACGAGGAGCGAAGAUUGAAAAAUGAAGAAAUAAUUCGAUUGGAUGAAGAAAGGAAAAAAGAGGCAGAAAAAAAGAGAAAAGAAAAAGAAGAAAAGCAAAAGGAGCAACUUAGACAAUAUUUUGAGAAAGAAAAGAUGGAAGAGGAAAAGAAGAUGUUUUCACGGCGACCUUCUCCCAUCAUUCCCACUCUUCAGAACAAAUCAGUAAGAAAAGAAGAAAGGAUUCCCUCUGCUGAGAGCCUUGUAUCUUACCAUUCACAAGAGCCUGCACAGCCAAGAGUUCCUUCUCCACCUGUCCCUGCCAGAAGAAAUCAGUUGCGUUCAUUAGAGGAAAGAAAGAAUGUGAUAAAUGAAUUAUCAGAGAUGAGGAAACAGCUUCGUAGUGAAGAAAGGCGACUGCAGGAACAGUUGCUAAAUGUGGCCACUGAUGGUGAUGUACCAAUUACACGAAGGAGGAGAGACAAGAAUCCAAAGGAUAUAUUUGAGAAGGCCAGGCUUCGCCUGCAGGCUCCAGUAAGGCGACAUUCAUUAAAGAAGACACAAGAUCCUGUCAAUAUACAGAAUAUCUGGGAAUUUAAUGAACUUAAAUACAAAGAUUCUGAAACUCGUAUUGGCUUGAGGCACAUGUAUCCUGAUCCUCCAAAAGAUGACCAGACUCUAGAGAUUCAACAGCGGGCACUGUUGAGGGAGCAGCAGAAGAAACUUGACAGAAUGAGAAUGAGGAGAGAAACAGGAGAUGAUUCUCCUUCUGACAGCUACCCACAAACCAUGGGACUGUUCAGGGAUGAAUCUGAUGAAUUCUUGAAGAAUUCACUGUUGGAAUCAGAUAGCGCUUUUAUCGGUGCUAAUGGGGAAACAUUUCCUGCCUUAGAAGAAGUUAAUUUAUUACCACAACUUCCAUCUUCUGCAAGGGAGAGGAGACGAAUGAAGCAGAAAGCUUUGGAGUGUGCUGAGGAUGUUGCAGUAGCCCAGACACCGCUGCUGCAGCCUGACAGCCUUAGUUUGCACUCAGAUCUCAGCCUCGAUGUUGAUCAGUUGAAAGGCAAGAAUGAAGAACGACUGCACAGACUGACUGAGCUCCAGCAGAAAUCUGCGUACUUGGGUGAUGACAUUUCCUUAGGAGACAUGGAUGACCUUUGGAAGCGCCCUCCAUCCCACACGGGCAGACGCCCCAGUUCCGUCGACACGGUCGCGACAGAGCCCUGGCUGCGACCAGGAACUUCCGACACGCUCCGGAGACUGAUGGCUGAGCAGUCAAACCCUGCCAAGCUGACUCCGGAGAAGACGCUCCCGCUGGGUUGGCAGGGCCUCUCCACCGCGCACGGCUGACUCGGCCUGCGGGAACCAGCUGUGCCUUGCGGCCGAGGAGGAACCGUCCAGCACUACCGCACUUUCCAGGGUCUCCUGGAGGGAGAGUUCUCUUCCGUGUACAUAGUGUGGAGUUGUGUGUGUGUGUAAUUUAAAAUAGCAAUAAUAAAGAUUCAGACACUGCAGUGUAA